Messenger RNA from Tympanuchus pallidicinctus (lesser prairie-chicken), 1778 nucleotides. It is a transcript of the gene HCRTR2, whose product is annotated as hypocretin receptor 2. Gene Ontology annotation, cellular component: membrane. Gene Ontology annotation, molecular function: orexin receptor activity. The record is from RefSeq and is a predicted model, not a curated record. The transcript is spliced from 8 exons. The coding region runs from base 1 to 1506 and encodes 501 amino acids. NCBI's taxonomy places the organism in Eukaryota, Metazoa, Chordata, Aves, Galliformes, Phasianidae. Gene Ontology annotation, biological process: feeding behavior; circadian sleep/wake cycle process; G protein-coupled receptor signaling pathway.
AUGUCCGGGACUCAGCCCGAGGAUGCUUCGCCUCCGUGCAGGAACUGGACAUCCUCUCCAGAGCUGAACGAAACGAGGGAGCCUUUUUUAACUCCAUCCGCCGAUUACGACGAUGAGGAGUUCCUGCGCUACCUCUGGAAGGAGUAUUUGCAUCCCAAGGAAUACGAAUGGGCGCUGAUCGCCGGAUACAUCGUCGUGUUCAUCGUGGCUCUCGUCGGGAACGUGCUGGUUUGUAUUGCAGUGUGGAAGAAUCAUCACAUGCGAACAGUCACCAACUAUUUCAUAGUGAAUCUAUCUCUGGCUGACAUUCUGGUCACAAUUACUUGUCUUCCAGCAACUUUAGUGGUGGACAUCACAGAAACUUGGUUCUUUGGGCAACACCUCUGCAAAGCAAUUCCCUACUUACAGACAGUUUCAGUCUCUGUGUCUGUACUAACACUUAGCUGCAUUGCUUUGGAUCGAUGGUAUGCAAUUUGUCACCCUUUGAUGUUUAAAAGCACAGCCAAGCGUGCAAGGAACAGCAUUAUAAUUAUCUGGAUUGUGUCCUGCAUCAUAAUGAUUCCUCAGGCUAUUGUUAUGGAGUGCAGCAGCGUGUUCCCAGGAUUAGCCAAUAAAACCACCUUAUUCACAGUAUGUGAUGAACACUGGGGAGCUGAGGUUUACCCCAAAAUGUAUCACACGUGCUUUUUCCUGGUGACAUACAUGGCACCACUGUGUCUUAUGGUGUUGGCCUACUUGCAAAUAUUUCGAAAGCUGUGGUGUCGCCAGAUCCCUGGAACUUCUUCUGUUGUUCAGAAAAAAUGGAAGUCUCUGCAGUCCUCAGCACAGCAACGAGGGCUGGGACAGUCAACAAAGUCAAAGAUCAGUGCUGUGGCAGCUGAAAUAAAACAGAUUCGUGCAAGAAGGAAAACAGCACGUAUGCUAAUGGUUGUCCUCCUGGUUUUUGCACUUUGCUAUCUGCCAAUUAGCAUCCUCAAUAUCUUGAAAAGGGUUUUUGGGAUGUUUAAUCAUGCUGAUGACAGAGAAACCGUGUAUGCCUGGUUCACGUUCUCACACUGGCUUGUAUAUGCAAACAGUGCAGCCAAUCCUAUUAUUUAUAACUUCCUCAGUGGGAAGUUCAGAGAAGAAUUUAAAGCAGCGUUUUCUUGUUGCGUCUUUGGUAUUCACAGUCACCAUGAUGAACGACUCACAAGAGGUCGUGCCAGCACAGAGAGUCGAAAAUCUCUGACCACCCAAAUCAGCAAUUUUGACAAUGUUUCAAAACAUUCAGAACAUGUUGUACUGACCAACAUAAACACACUUACGGCAAAUGGUAUUACAGCUACAUUCAGCCCUUUGAAGUCAAUGGAACUGCAUCUCCACAUACCAGGGGUGAACGUGUCUUCAAAUUUAGAUGAAGCAGUGAGAAUUUCUGCAGGAUGCACUGGCAACACAGAGAAUGCAGAAUGGGAUAAAUUUGUCCCUAGUGUAACUAAAUUUACCUCAAUGGAAUUGCAGCAAGGAUGACUUUGGCUCAAAACAGCUGAGAAUGGCAUUUGUUUUUAGCUGUGUUACAGACUAGAACAACUGGACAAAAGGAUUCCUGCAAAACGACUGCCUCUUCUACUUCUUCUCAGUCUUAUGGAAACCUACUUACCUCAGUACGAGCUAAGCAACAUGUCUUUACAAGUCUUUUUAAAGAGUGGAUUGUAUCAUACUUUGUAAAUACUGUAGAUAUUUAUUUUUAUAUAUUUUAGAUGCUGUGGAAUGUUCUAAAAUGUACUAUAUAAAGAACUCUA